AUGUUGAUAGCACCUAGUGUUGAGGAUUCUUGCAGUCUAUUCUCCUCAUUAUACUGGCACCUCUCAUUUUGUGGGAAAACUAAUGGUGUGGGGAGAGCAGACCAGUCGGUUUUGGCGUCUGAAGACAGGAUAAAGUCACUUUCGGGUGCCUACGAAGGCAUCAUGGAAGAAGUGGAGUUGGAAAUGGAAGAAUGGGAACGAUGUCCACCAAAGCGUCAAAUUGCCUUCGUUUCCAUUCACCGAGCAUACUUUUAA
Messenger RNA from Rodentolepis nana, 255 nucleotides. NCBI's taxonomy places the organism in Eukaryota, Metazoa, Platyhelminthes, Cestoda, Cyclophyllidea, Hymenolepididae. The record is from the annotation of a GenBank genome assembly.